This is a messenger RNA of Bombina bombina (fire-bellied toad), 1983 nucleotides long. RefSeq names its product E3 SUMO-protein ligase ZBED1-like. The record is from RefSeq and is a predicted model, not a curated record. The transcript has 3 exons. Gene Ontology annotation, molecular function: protein dimerization activity; DNA binding. Bases 1 to 1983 code for a protein of 660 amino acids. NCBI's taxonomy places the organism in Eukaryota, Metazoa, Chordata, Amphibia, Anura, Bombinatoridae.
AUGACACUAGUCACAGAAAUGUUAGUGUCUGGGAGAAAGAGAAGAGAAGAUCUAUGGAUGCAUUUUACAUUUGAUGCUAAGGAGAACAAGACCCUUUGCAAACCAUGUGGAGUGGCAAUCACUGGUAAAAAUACAACAAACUUGAAGCGUCAUUUGCAGAUGAGUCAUCCCGAAAUUCAUACAAAGAUACAGAAAACAUCCAAUGAUGGGCCAAGUCAAGCCAGUGCACCACAGCAAAAUAUUUACACAGCUCUUGUAAGUGCUUCAAAAUACAAAAUUGACUCUAAGGAACAACAGGCCAGGGAGGAUGCCAUAGCAAAAUGGAUUGGGCGCACUGGAUUACCAGUCAGAACGAUUGAAGAUGAGGACUUUGUUAACAUGAUGGCGACCGUAGAUAGGAGACUGAGUGUUCCAAAGAAAACUAAAAUAAAUAAUCUGAUUGACAAACAUUAUGAAGAUGAAAAACAAAAAUUCAAAAAGAGACUGGCUGCUGCCCGGAGAGUAUCUAUUUGCACUGAUUUGUGGACAAAAAAAGGACUAACAGCUUCAUUCCUUGGUAUAAGUGCGUGCUACUUUUGUGUUGACCAAAAUAAAGCUGAUCACAUAUUGUUGGCCCUUGAACAAGUAGCACACCCACACACUGCACAGUCAAUCAAAUCAUGUGUGGACAAAUGCUUGCAAGAGUGGGACAUACCAAAGAAGAAGAUCCUUACAGUGAUAACAGACAAUGGGAGUAAUAUGGUGGCAGCAUUUAAACACACCACAGCAGCAGCAGAAGAACCACCCAGCUUUAGUGAGGAAGACUCCCCCAUAACGGAAAGUGACUCUGAGUCGUCUGAGUCUGAAAUUGAUGAUUUGCGGUACCAACAGAUCGACAUGGACCGGACACCGUGUGUGGUGCAUACCUUACAACUUGUGGUCCACAUGGUGCAGAAGGAGGCAAGUGUUAAGAGAAUCCUUGAUAAAGCAAGGUCAGUAGUGAAACUCUUCCGCAAGUCUUCCGUUGCAACACAGAAGAUAUUGGAGCAGUGUGGCCUUAUUGUUUUAAAUGACUGCCCCACACGCUGGUCAAGUACAUUCAACAUGAUCGCACGACUCAUCAAAGUGAAAGACUCGGUCUGCCAAAUCGCAAACAACAUGGGAUGGGACAGCUUUCUCCCUAGUGAAUGGCAAAAGCUCACAUCAUUGCAUGAUCUACUGCUGCCAUUUGCAGAACAUACUAAAACCCUCCAGAGUGACACCAUGUCCAUGUCCCUGGUUGUCCCUGCCCUCUUUGAUCUGCUCAGUCACCUUGAUGACUUUAAACAGAACACUAGCUACCAAGACCUUGCCACAAUUGCACAAAAAAUGAAAGGGAAUGUAAACCAGCGUUUUGCUUCAUUCUUAGAUACAACAGAUGAAAGGUUCUCCCCACUUGCAGCUGCUGCUUGUUUUGUCAACCCUACUGUCUGUGAAACCCUUGUUGAUGUGGCUGAUGAAAAUAUUCAGGAACUUCUUAAACAGGCAGAGGAGUAUGUGAUAAGAAAAUCAGCAUUGCCCCACACACAAGAUGAGGAUCUGUCUGAAGAAGAUGAUGCACUUGCAGUUGCAGAAGAGGAGAAUAUUGAGAAAUCAAAGGAAGAAGCCCCACCAUCCACAUCAAAGCACAGAGUCUUUCGGUUUCUCUCAAAAUGCCGCAGAAGACCCAGGCAGAGGACCUCCCCAAACAGCAUAGAGCAGCAGAUCAGAAAAUAUAGGGAGGAAGAGCUUUUGCAACAACCCAUCACUGAUGACGACACUGGAACAGAUUUUUGGCUGUCAAAGAAUGAUACUUUUUAUCACCAGUUAAAACCUUUUGCAUUAGACCUGUUGGCUAUGCCAGCUUCUCAAGCCUUUGCAGAGAGAAUAUUCAGUGUCACAGGUGACCUCUCUCGAGGCCGGCGGAAUAGAGCAAGGGUCAUAUUGGCACGAAGUGCUUUCCUUAAAAUGAAUCGAAACAAAUAG